This is a messenger RNA of Colletotrichum navitas, 1650 nucleotides long. Its product is annotated as inositol oxygenase. Gene Ontology annotation, biological process: inositol catabolic process. NCBI's taxonomy places the organism in Eukaryota, Fungi, Ascomycota, Sordariomycetes, Glomerellales, Glomerellaceae. Gene Ontology annotation, cellular component: cytoplasm. The record is from RefSeq and is a predicted model, not a curated record. Bases 228 to 1187 code for a protein of 319 amino acids. Gene Ontology annotation, molecular function: iron ion binding; inositol oxygenase activity. The transcript has 2 exons.
CUGGUCUUGUCUUUCCCAAGCAACAAACAUAUUUAAAUGCUGUCUCCCUAGGGCUCACAUCCUUAGACAUUACACUCGUCUUCAGCAUCCUCCAUCAUCUUGAGCGAAUACCAUUAGAAGCAUCCCAUUUCUUGUCUUCAUAUCCAACGGUUUUUCGUCUUUCCAUCUUUGUGUAUCUUUGACUUGUUGUAAAUCCCUAAGUAAUUCCGAAUCUUCCAAUCGCCACAAUGGCCGCUGUUGUCGCCGUCCCCUACGCUGCCCGGACCGACGGUCACGCCCUGGAGCAGACCACCGACUUUGUCGAGGAGGUGAACAUUCUCAAGGACCAGAUCAACAAGCAGCAGCAGCAGGACGACUUCUCCGGGGAGUCCAAAUUCGACCAGGACAAGGACAAGACGGCCUUCCGCCAGUACGAGGAUGCCUGCGACCGCGUCAAGAGCUUCUACAAGGAGCAGCACGAGAAGCAGACGGUCGAGUACAACCUCGCGGCGCGCGAAAAGUUCGCCAUCGACGUCACCGGCCAGAAGCCGUGCCGCGACGAGAUGACCAUCUGGGAGGCCAUGGAGAAGCUCAACACGCUCAUCGACAACUCGGACCCCGACACCGAGCUCUCCCAGAUCCAGCAUCUGCUCCAGACCGCCGAGGCCAUGCGCCGCGACGGCAAGCCCCGCUGGAUGCAGCUCACUGGCCUCAUCCACGACCUCGGCAAGCUCCUCUUCUUCUACGGCGCCGAGGGCCAGUGGGACGUCGUCGGCGACACCUUCCCCGUCGGCUGCGCCUUCGACCCCCGCAUCAUCCUGCCCUCCACCUUCGAGGCCAACCCGGACAACAACCACCCGGUCUACAGCACCAAGCACGGCAUCUACGAGCCCGGAUGCGGCAUCGAGAACCUCAUGAUCUCUUGGGGCCACGACGAGUACAUGUACACCGUCUGCAAGGAGCAGUCCACCCUGCCCCGCGAGGCCCUCGCCAUGAUCCGCUACCACUCCUUCUACCCCUGGCACCGCGAGGGCGCCUACCGCGAGUUCAUGAAGGAGGGCGACGAGGACCUCCUCAAGGCCGUCCUGGCCUUCAACCCCUACGACUUGUACAGCAAGUCUGACGAUGCCCCCACCGUCGAGGAGCUCAAGCCCUACUACAUGGAGCUCAUUGACGAGUACUUCCCCAACAAGGUCAUCAAGUGGUAGAGAGAGCCACAAUUUGUUUUCUGGGUUUGUCCCGUUAUGACUAGAGCGACAUGAGAUGGGUUUUGUUUCUUUUGAUACACAAGCCCUCCGACAGCGUUUUUUUCUUUUCUUGUUUCCGUCGGAGGCAUGGCGUUUUUGUAAAAUGGGCGGGUGAUGAUGAAUACACCCAUUGGGGGUUACCGGUUCUUUUUUUGCGAAAUGACUCUUCAAAUGCUGUGCCGGCCAAGACAAAGAGGCCUCGAUAAAUCGACUCAAAACGUACUCGGGUAGAGGGAGUCUGAAACUUUUCGACGGAUUAGACAUGUGAAGAAACGAUCGAAACAAAGACACGCAGUGCGAAGUGCGACUGGGAUGUCUCUCUUGUUAUUUGCAGCAUACUGGACUUGUUCGCGGCAUACAGCUGGAUUCUGUUCUAUUUACUACGAAGGUCUUCUUAACAGCCCCGGAUGUCUCACCAAAUGCC